UAAGAGCCAAGCAGACAGACGGCCAGCUCAGAGAGGAAGAGCCCGCAGCCCGCAGACAGAGAUGAUCAGAGGACUUAUUCUCACAGGACUACUGGUCCUGCUUCGGCACCAGAUGGAUGUACACGCGCACAUGUUGAGCAGACACAGUCCCGUCACCAACAUGGCCAAGCUGAAGAGCUUGCUGCAGCAGUUUGAGGAGGCCCUGGCCGCAGAAGAGGCUCCUGAGAGAGCCGUCGAUUAUGAGGACAGCAACACGGCGCUGGAGCAGAGCCCGGCUUCUGCGUCCUGGGACAGAGACAGAGAGGAGGACAGCAACCCCUCGGAUGGUUUAGAGACACAGAGAAAGCACCUCAUAGAUCUCCUCAUGUCAACCCGGAGCAAAAGCCUGUCUGGCUGUUUCGGGGGACGGCUGGACCGCAUAGGGUCCUCCAGCACCCUUGGGUGCAACUCUCAAAAAGGUUAGCUAUGAUGAGUGAUACAGUGACACUGAGAUUGCAAUAUAUAUUUAUGAUAUAUAAAUUAUUCUACAUGUGGGCAGUUAUCCAUGAAGCUUUUAGGUAAAAUGUACAUGUAUCUAAGAGAGGGAAAAUAUCCCAAUAAAUCUAAGCUAAGGUUUUGUAACUUUCACCGUUUGUUCCUCCAGUUUUUAUUUACCUUUGUCUUUACAAGUAAUUUUACAUAGUUCUGUGUGUCAAAUGAACUCAAAUAUCACGUUAACUGUGAGGGGGAAAAAAACGAAAGAAAAAAAAAUGUUGAAAAUGUAAAAGAUACUGGUGAUUUUCUGUCAGGAUAUUAUCUAGGCCUCAUUAGUUAAUGCAAGAACUAAGCUUAACUAACAAUGAGCAAUGCAUUUAUUACAGUAUUGAUAUCACAGUUAGAUAAUAAAAAUACAACUGUUCAUUGUUAGUUCAUGAUGACUUAUGUCCAUUAGAUUAUAUUAACAAAUAUAACUUUUGAUUUUAAUAAUGUAAAAUAUAACAUUGUUUUCAUGUUAACAGAACCUUAUUUUGAAGUGCUGCCUAUAAAACACAAUAUAAUCUGUUAUUCAAAAUGU
Messenger RNA from Carassius gibelio (silver crucian carp), 1054 nucleotides. RefSeq names its product natriuretic peptides A-like. The record is from RefSeq and is a predicted model, not a curated record. The transcript has 2 exons. The coding region runs from base 62 to 463 and encodes 133 amino acids. Lineage: Eukaryota; Metazoa; Chordata; Actinopteri; Cypriniformes; Cyprinidae. Gene Ontology annotation, cellular component: extracellular region; nucleus; cytoplasm. Gene Ontology annotation, biological process: negative regulation of systemic arterial blood pressure; cGMP biosynthetic process; receptor guanylyl cyclase signaling pathway. Gene Ontology annotation, molecular function: hormone activity; hormone receptor binding.